Messenger RNA from Calypte anna (Anna's hummingbird), 1495 nucleotides. RefSeq names its product pancreatic and duodenal homeobox 1 (gene PDX1). Gene Ontology annotation, molecular function: DNA-binding transcription factor activity, RNA polymerase II-specific; RNA polymerase II cis-regulatory region sequence-specific DNA binding. Lineage: Eukaryota; Metazoa; Chordata; Aves; Apodiformes; Trochilidae. The record is from RefSeq and is a predicted model, not a curated record. The transcript has 2 exons. Gene Ontology annotation, cellular component: nucleus. Gene Ontology annotation, biological process: regulation of transcription by RNA polymerase II; type B pancreatic cell differentiation.
AUGGGGAGGCAGCGGGAGCCGGGCAGGGCGGUGGGGCCCGACGGGGCGGCGAGCUGUCAAAGAGGCAUCCCGGCCGCCGGGAGCGGGAGCAGCCCUAUGUGUCCUUAACCUGCGAGACCCCCCACCCCGCUCGCCAUGAACACCGAGGAGCAGUAUUACGCCUCGGCGCAGCUCUACAAGGAGUCGUGUGCCUUUCAGAGAGCCCAGGCGCAGGAUUACAACCCCAGCCCCCCCGCCUGUUUGUACAUGGGCAGGCAGCAGCAGACUCCUUACUCCAGCGCCUUGGGGGCUCUCGAGCAAGGCAGCCCACCAGACAUUUCACCUUACGAGGUGCCCCCCAUCACAGAGGAUGCCGGGGUCUCUCAUCUUCAUCACCACCAUCACCCUCAUCUUCCUCCUCACCAGGACGCACUGCCUUUCGCAGAGGGAACGGACACGGGAUCCAUAGAGGAGCCCCGCAUGCAGGUGCCUUUCGCCUGGAUGAAGUCUACCAAAUCGCACUCCUGGAAAGGACAGUGGGCAGGGGGAUCCUACGUGGUGGAGCAGGAGGAGAACAAGCGGACAAGGACGGCAUACACCCGGGCGCAACUGCUGGAGCUGGAGAAGGAGUUUCUUUUCAACAAGUACAUUUCCAGGCCCCGGCGGGUGGAGCUGGCUGUCAUGUUGAACUUGACCGAGAGGCACAUCAAGAUCUGGUUCCAAAACCGGCGCAUGAAGUGGAAAAAGGAAGAGGACAAAAAGCGAGGGGCGGGAAACAGCAACGACCCCGACCAAGACUGCGUGGUGUCCUCCGGGGAGCUGCAGGGCAAGGAGGAUCUCCCCCCGUGCCCCCCAGGCAACCUGCCUUCGGGGGCCUCCAGAGACCUUCUCGGCUCCAGCCUCGCCCCCAGAAGGCAGCAGGACUCUCGGUGAGCCGCGGAGAGCCCGGGCCAACGAGACAGAGGCUCCAGCUCCCCGCCGCCGUACUGUGCCGUGGCCGACCCUCGCCCGCCUUCCCCCGGGGUGACUCAGGAAAGAGUCCGAAAGUCCCGUCCUGAAAAAUAUAAGUGAAAGCUUUUCGGCUGUAGCAAGGAGAGAUUUGCUGCGAGCCGCAGGGCCUGAAGAAGCCUCAGAGAGCCGCCGGAAUGGACGACACCCCGAACAUCUCCUCCCGGUCACCCCGCACCGCAGCGGGACUUCCGGGGCACCUUCCCCCGGGGAAGGCGGAUCUCGAGCGGCCACCGACGGUGUGUACAACCCCGGGUGCACUCAGAGGCCUGGAAAUCGGAGGAAAAGCGAGAGCAGGCUGCCUGACCGCUGGUGGCUGCCCGGUUCUGAGCCGAGUCCCACCGUACUCGGCCCUGCACAAGCCGAGGACCCCAAACCUUUUCCGGGCCGGUACUCCGCCGUCCCUUCCAGAGGCCCUGGGGCAUCGAGUUUACCGAGGACUCCCCCAGGACUAAUACUCAUUUCUUUGUAAAGAGUAACCUAGUUUGUUUUGCCUUUGAGAUAUCAC